AGUUCUAGAGGCUGAGCGUUCCUUUCUCAGCGCCUGGCCACGCAGGCGCUCGCGGAUACCUGCCUUGCUUGGCGACGCAUCUGAAGAUUCGCCGCGGAGGAACAGUUGAGUCUCCAUCUGGCUACCAACCCACCCAAGCUUUCUUCUCCUCCAUCACCACCUUCCUGCCUCCCCCACCUCCCCCUCCUUUCCAUCUUCCCUCUCCACCCCCGCCCCCAAUCUCCUCCUCUUUUUCUCACUACAAGCGGUUGCUGAUGCUGAAGCCGAGCGUCACUUCGGCUCCCACGGCAGACAUGGCGACACUGACAGUGGUCCAGCCGCUUACUCUGGACAGAGAUGUCGCAAGAGCGAUCGAACUACUGGAAAAGCUACAAGAGUCUGGAGAAGUCCCAGUGCACAAGCUACAGUCUCUCAAAAAGGUGCUUCAGAGUGAGUUUUGUACAGCCAUCCGAGAGGUGUAUCAAUACAUGCAUGAAACGAUUACUGUUAAUGGCUGCCCUGAAUUCCGUGCGAGGGCCACAGCAAAGGCAACAGUGGCGGCUUUUGCAGCCAGCGAAGGCCACUCCCACCCUCGGGUAGUCGAACUGCCAAAGACUGAUGAAGGCCUGGGUUUUAAUGUCAUGGGAGGAAAGGAACAAAAUUCUCCAAUUUAUAUUUCCCGCAUCAUCCCCGGAGGGGUGGCUGAAAGACACGGAGGCCUCAAAAGAGGAGACCAGCUGCUAUCAGUGAAUGGAGUGAGUGUGGAAGGGGAGCAUCAUGAGAAAGCUGUGGAACUUCUCAAGGCUGCUAAGGACAGUGUGAAGCUGGUGGUCAGAUAUACCCCGAAAGUCCUGGAGGAGAUGGAGGCUCGUUUUGAAAAGCUGCGGACAGCACGGCGUCGACAGCAGCAGCAAUUGCUCAUUCAGCAGCAGCAACAGCAGCAGCAACAACAGCCACAACAAAACCACAUGUCGUAG
This is a messenger RNA of Acomys russatus (golden spiny mouse), 956 nucleotides long. It is a transcript of the gene Lin7a, whose product is annotated as lin-7 homolog A, crumbs cell polarity complex component. Gene Ontology annotation, cellular component: synapse; basolateral plasma membrane; MPP7-DLG1-LIN7 complex. The record is from RefSeq and is a predicted model, not a curated record. NCBI's taxonomy places the organism in Eukaryota, Metazoa, Chordata, Mammalia, Rodentia, Muridae. The coding region runs from base 255 to 956 and encodes 233 amino acids. The transcript has 5 exons. Gene Ontology annotation, biological process: protein localization to basolateral plasma membrane; maintenance of epithelial cell apical/basal polarity; neurotransmitter secretion. Gene Ontology annotation, molecular function: L27 domain binding.